GCAUUAAAUACCUGUUCAGCUGUUCUCCACUCUUCAGCUCCACAUUAACUUCUUUCCGGAUAAAUUUGCAGCCUUUUAUGAGACUGCACUGCUCGUAGUCCGAAGUUAUAUGGUGCAGAAUAUUAACUUUCCAUGAGGGAAGUCUGCAAGCCCACGAGAUCACGCAUGAUCUAUAAUCAUAUCUGCUACUCGCCUGUUCUUGAAGUUCUUCCUGAGAGAGCUCACAUGAUCCGUGUGCCUCAUCAACCUCUGAAACUGGCACAAAGAUUUGACCCAACCCAAGUAUGCGAUGAUGGCUCCAUUUUUCCUUCUUUUGUCUCCUACUAAUUGAGAGAUUGGCAAAAUUACAAAUUACAAAAUUUUGGAUGUAUUCUUAAGCAUGCUGAUAUAUAGUUGCAGGACACCUGAUUUCUCAAAUGCUCAAGUGUGCUUUACCCCCAAACAGACAAAGAAGGGAAAAAAAAUCAUCAUUAAUAUUUUAUCAGAAUGCAUUUUUAUCUAUAAUUUUUACCAAGAAGGAUUCUAGAUUUGUUCUUUUUUGAACACUUGAAAGAUUCAAAUGAUUGUUUUAGGAUGUAUGGUUGCUAACUACAAGUGUAUUUGAGGUGAAAGAAUCAUAUUGCAGCAAUAUUUAAAGUUAAAAAGAAUAACUGAAUUGCUCUUAGAUCAGCUUAAACAGUGAAAUAUGACAUUUAAUAUCAGAGAAGGUGAUGCAAAAUAUAGAAUAGAAAUACUUUUUUUUAAUAAAUAGGAGCUUAAAAUGUUUAAUUAAAAUAGCACUUUUUCAUAUGGUAAAAUGCUCAAUAUAUAAUCUAUUGGGUCAUUUAUUUAACUUAAAAGACAAAAUUGAGAAAUUUAAGUUUUGGAUUUUUUUGAUAAAUAGUCAAGAAAUUAGUACCUUGGAAUUAGUAUAUUGCAAAUUAGUGAACACAUGCAAAAGAGAGUUCAAGAUUUGGAUGCGACGCCGACCAUUGACCAAGCAAAGCAGAGAGAGGGAAAGAAAUAACCUCAGUAAAAACACAAAGCCCAAGGCGACCACCUGUUGCCCUCUCGUUUCCUGUUCCUUGUCUCUUACAAGUAUAACCCAAAGAGGAGAGAAGAGAAGGCACAUUGUAUUUUGAAAGGGGAAAAAAGAAAAUAAAAAACAAAGGCUGGUUUGAAGAGAUCAUGCAGCAGCACCUCAUGCAGAUGCAGCCCAUGAUGGCAGCUUAUGCUUCCCCAAAUCAAGUCACCACUGAUAUCAUACAGCAGGUGAUCCUUUUCCUCCUCAAAGUUCUCUCAUUCCUCUGCUGGGAUCUGUUUAUUGGAGUGUUUUUUGCAGUGCAGUGGGUGUUCAUCAGCUUUAUAUUGAAUGUUGGAUGGUAUCUGGAUGAGAACAAGCAAUUGAUUCUGGCUAUUCUAGACAACCAAAAUACAGGGAAAGCUGAAGAAUGUGCUGAAAACCAAGCAAAACUUCAAAGGAACCUCAUGUACCUCGCUGCCAUUGCAGACAGUCAACAAGCUCCGACCCUGACUCAGUUUCCUCCGAAUAGUAUGAUGCAAUCUGGCCCUCGAUACAUGCCACACCAGGCAGCCCAGCAGCUGACUCCUCAGUCCCUCUUGGCGGCCAGAACCUCCAUGCUCUAUCAGCAGUCGCCGAUUUCUUCUUUGCAGCAGCAAGCAGCGCUGCAUGGGCAGCUAGGAGCGAGCAGUGGCUUCAACAUCCUCCAUGGCGAAGCGAGUGUGGGAUUCCCCGACUUCGGCCGUGGCAAUUCAUCGAAGCAGGAAGGUGGGAGUGCAUUGUCGACGGAAGGUCGCGGCGGGAACUCAGCGAGGCAGAGUGGCGACGGCACGGAGUCUCUCUACUUGAAGGGCUCGGAGGAGGAAGGCAACUAGUAAUUAGUAAAAAAAGCUUGAUAGAUGUUAAAAAUGGCAGACUUGUUACUACUCCUUUUAAGUAGAUGGGUGUUUCGAACGGUUUUUCCGGGUUGCGUUGUAGGUUUUUCGUCGACGCCUAUGCUGUCUCAAUCUGCGAUAGAUUCUGUGUUGAUCUUGUUAUCUGUUUGCUGGGUGUGUUUGACGACUUUUUUGAGAAAGAAAACAAGUUUUAGUA
This is a messenger RNA of Zingiber officinale, 2092 nucleotides long. RefSeq names its product GRF-interacting factor 1-like. Gene Ontology annotation, molecular function: transcription coactivator activity. Gene Ontology annotation, cellular component: nucleus. The transcript is spliced from 5 exons. NCBI's taxonomy places the organism in Eukaryota, Viridiplantae, Streptophyta, Magnoliopsida, Zingiberales, Zingiberaceae. The record is from RefSeq and is a predicted model, not a curated record. Bases 1168 to 1875 code for a protein of 235 amino acids. Gene Ontology annotation, biological process: cell population proliferation; positive regulation of transcription by RNA polymerase II; leaf development.